AUGUCUUUCUUUGGCUUUGACCCCAGCGGCCCGAGAGACCGCGGCCACGCCUCCAAUGCGCCCGGGUUUGGCCAGCACGACGCCUUCGCCGCACUGGGUGGAGGGGCAGCCGAUGACGAUGUCAUCGACUUCGAGGAGACGUACGACGGCCUAGGCGACCAGCUCGACGACGAUGCCGAUGACCUCAACGACGACACCUUCGGCGGCGGCCCUGCCACGCAGCAGUCGGUCGGAAAACACUUCGACUUCGCCGGCCAGACCUCUGCGGUAUCAAACACGCUGCAGGAGGAGCAGAUGCUGUACCAGGCCCGUCAGAAGUACCCCCAGCAGCAGCAGCAGCAGCAGCAACAGCACCAUCAGCAGCAAUACCAGCAACAGCAAACCCAACAGUACCAGCAGAGGCCACCCGUCCCCCAGGCGUCGAAGCCAAACCGCACUGGCUACGAGAGCUACAAGGAUCCCGAGUACAUCCCUCAGCUGGAGGCGCGCGCCGACAUCUGGGGUCUCAAGCCCAAGCAGCCCGCUGCGCAGAGACAGCCUUCGCCGCAGCCCCCUGCCGCUUCGCAACAGCCCGCGCCCACCAGAAAGGCCAUGAGCAUGGAAGAGGUCGAGGCCAUGAUGCGCGCUCAGUCAAUAGGUACCCCUCCAGUGCAACAAGCCCCGCCUCCAGGCUUUCCAGGAUUUGCGCAACAACAGCAAUUCGCCCAGCAGCAGCAGCAGCAGUUUCCCCAUGGACAGCCCCAGUACCCCGGCAUGCCAGGACAGUUCGUGCCCCAGAUUCUGCAAAGGCCUCAACAGCAGCAGCCCGCUCAACAAAUGCCGCCUAGACAGCAACAGCAGCAGGUCCGCGCUGAGCUCCCCGACCAACCCGUCCGAUCCCAGCCGCCCCAACAGCCCACCAUCCUACAGCGACAAAGGCCCCAAUCCAACGAGCCCGGCGCUCAGCAGCAGCGCCAAGCAACACCCCAGGCUCAGGCUCAGGGUACACCCACCCAGCCUCGACAGAUCUUGCAAAACCCAAACCGUCUGUCAGGACAAGGCCAGCCUAUUGUUCAGAAUGCUCCCCAGGGUCCUCGUGGUGUUCCAGCAGGACACAACCGCGGUCCGUCGUUCCCAGGAAUGGUCAUCACCCACCCCGAGCAGCUUCUUCAGCUAUCUGAGGCCGAGCGUGCCGCCUUCCUCGAAGAAGAUGCUAAGCGGGCCAAGCGGAACCACAAAAUUGCUCUCCUAGCAAAAGACAACGGCCUGAUGACGCCACAGGACAAGAACUUCAUCACCCGAAUCCAGUUACAGCAACUGAUGACUGCGACGGGCAACUUGGAGGAGAGAGGACCUGAGGCAGCUAUUGCAGAAGACUUCUACUACCAGGUCUUCACCCAGAUUCGGGGUGCUCCACGCCAAAACCCACAGCAGCCAGCAAGCCAAUUUGCUCAAACAUACCUGUUCCAGACCAACAACAGGUUUGGCAACCGCAGACAAGGCCGAGGCGGAGACAACCACAUGCAGCGCAUGGAGCAACAGAUUCAGCGCGCAGUCGAGGCGGCCAAAGCAAGACCAAAGGCUAGGCAGCUUGUUGUGGAAGGUAGUCUUGGAAAGAUUGCGUUCAGCAACUCCAAGACCCCUCGACCACUGCUCAACCUGAAGCGGCCAGAGACAAACGAUAAGCUGCCGAAGAACCACCGGUCUUCCAUCGCUGACCGGAAGGAGGCUCUUCGCAACAUCGAGGCGGUGUACAAGACACUCAUGCAAAUGGAAGACCACGAGCGGGCAAUGCCACCGCCGAUCCAAGAGAGCAGCCCUCCUGAAGCCAUCCAGGCACACAUGGAAUGGCGUUCGAAGAUCGAAGCGCUCCAUCAGCAACUGUGGUUGAACACAAAGAUCAUGGAGCCCAUUAACCCUGCCACACCGCAUCCGUUCAUCUCCAUCCUUUCACACGCCAAGGGAAAGAAGGUACUUCCACGACUUUUUCGCCACAUCAACGAGCAGGAGCGCAUUACCGUCGUCACUAUGAUCGUUGUCCACCUAGAUGCCCUUUCCGUGGUCGGCCGUGCUAUCGCUACGCCCGAGGAGCCUUUGAGUGCAGCGAUCCGAGAAGAGGUUGACCUUUUCUCUAGCACUGUCAUGUCGCCUCUCCACGCGCACAUCUCCGAGGCGCCGUUGAACAUUGUCAUCGGCCUCCUUGGUCUUGUUCUGGACCGCACCAACCUCCACACUGUGGCUCGAAGCAGGAUUGGUCUCACUCUCCUCACGUUCCUCAUCUCUCGCGCCGAGCUUCUUAAGCAGUCAGCUCCCGAGAUGGUUACCGACUGGCAACAAUGGACGGCACUUUACAACCGUCUGUUUGACGUCAUCGAACCUGUUCUUCCUUAUUUGUUCCCAGGAACUAUCAACGACACCGACGACAUGUACAUCUGGCAGUUCCUGGCUGCAAUGGGUGUGGGCGCCAGUCCCGAGCAGCAACAGAGGUUGGUGCUCGGCGUCAAGGACCGCGUCAUGGAGACGGUAUCUGUUAGCAAGGCUUUGCCCGCUGAGAUGGCAAGCGCACGUACGGCCAACGUGAACCUCUUUAUGAGGGCCAUCGGUCUAGAUGUGGAACUGCUUGGAUGA
Alternaria incomplexa is the source of this 2607-nucleotide messenger RNA. RefSeq lists its product as uncharacterized. The transcript is spliced from 3 exons. Gene Ontology annotation, cellular component: P-body. Bases 1 to 2607 code for a protein of 868 amino acids. Gene Ontology annotation, biological process: P-body assembly; deadenylation-dependent decapping of nuclear-transcribed mRNA. The record is from RefSeq and is a predicted model, not a curated record. Gene Ontology annotation, molecular function: RNA binding. NCBI's taxonomy places the organism in Eukaryota, Fungi, Ascomycota, Dothideomycetes, Pleosporales, Pleosporaceae.